GAUUCCAGACGCUACCCGCCCAUCUGUCUCUCUCUUCCCUCUGGCUCGCUCGGUCUCUCUCCCCUCUUGCUCAUCUCGCCCUCUCUCUCACUCCGUCUCGCUCACGCUUAGAGCCGAGUGCUUCUCCUGCUUAUUUUCACACAGCACAAGCUCACAAUCUCCCCUCUCCACACCCAGACGACGUCGUUUGCUUCGGUUUCCUCUUAAGAACAACUUGGAGUUGAGAGUCCUUUCUCGUUCACACAGUUGGCUCUGCGUGCGACUGUGUCUGAGCGAUGAGCAGUCGAGCAGUGGAAGACGACGCACUGGCCAAAACCGCAAGAGCUGUCGAAGCUCUUUACCUCCUCCGAGACACCUACUUUUCGGCCGACCCGGAUGACAAAAUCUCCAGAUUAAACAUCGAUUCCGAUCUUGCCCUCAACCUCCUCGAUUCCAUUCCUCUUGGUACCGACAAUGAGGCAGAACUUGUUGAUGAAAGCAUUCAACAUGCCAAGGAAGCCAUAACUCUUGAUGUCAAGGAUGGCAAUUCAUUGUGCAUACCAAAAUGCUGCAAGUGCUUAAAGAAAAGGAUGAAAGAAUGCAGUCCAAUCCAGACCUAUAUUUUAACUGUGUGCCACUGUAAGCUCAGU
Messenger RNA from Malus domestica (apple), 629 nucleotides. RefSeq lists its product as uncharacterized. NCBI's taxonomy places the organism in Eukaryota, Viridiplantae, Streptophyta, Magnoliopsida, Rosales, Rosaceae. The record is from RefSeq and is a predicted model, not a curated record.